This is a messenger RNA of Uncinocarpus reesii 1704, 732 nucleotides long. RefSeq lists its product as uncharacterized. Lineage: Eukaryota; Fungi; Ascomycota; Eurotiomycetes; Onygenales; Onygenaceae. Gene Ontology annotation, cellular component: mitochondrion. The coding region runs from base 1 to 732 and encodes 243 amino acids. The record is from RefSeq and is a predicted model, not a curated record. The transcript is spliced from 2 exons.
AUGUAUCACGCUGCUAGUUACUCCGCCAUCGCGCAGGAUUCAACCUCACGACAUGCAACUACUCCGAUGAUCACCCCAAUUCCUCCGACGACGCCAAUGAUGAAGACCGCCUCACUACCCCAUGGCCUUGGCCUAGCUCGGAUUUCACUCCGUCGUUCAGGGAAUCCCCAGAACCGCAAUUUCUCCACGCCUCCUAAGCCUCCAGCGACGCCUGACGCCCGUGGCAGAUUCGAACGGUUCAACGGCCGUCUCCCUCCCUUCCUUCGGAAAUAUACCGCGCCUCUUCUUCGCGCGCCCGUCAUGCAUAUCACGUCCUUUCUCAUACUCCAUGAAAUAACUGCGGUCGUACCUCUAUUCGGCCUGGUUGGGUUAUUCCACUAUGGCGGCUGGAUGCCAUCACUAGGGAAUGGCGAAGGGGACAGUGCAUUCGACGAGGGCGUGAGGAAGUUCGGCAAGUGGCUACGAAAGAGGGGAUGGGUGGAAAAUGAGAUGACAAAGGCAGAAGUGAUUGACGCCGUUGAACAGGAAGAAUUUUUGGGGUCCUCUGAUGUGAACACAAAUCAAGGGAUGCGUUUAAUACUAGAGUUCGCAACUGCAUACGCAGUUACCAAGGCUUUACUCCCAAUGCGGAUCAUGAUUAGUGCAUGGGCAACGCCGUGGUUCGCGAAAUGCGUGCUUGUGCCCCUCAGACGAGGUGUAGGCCGGCUUUUCGGGAAUUCGAAAAGGCGAUAA